GAGGAAACGCCAUUAUCAUAAAAGGCAUGCUUGGUGGCACUCGAUGUAGACUUUGGGCAGAGGACAAAUAUGGAACUCGAAUAGGGGGUGAUGGAGCAGGAGAUUAUGAAUCUUGUGAUGGUGUAUAUGGUGGUAGGCAAAAAAAUAUUAAUACAGGGUCAACUGAACCGUAUGCAAUAGUUGUAAGAGUCCAAGGCACCCUAAGAGCCGAAAAAUGGAGGGGCUUGUAUAGUGGUAAUAUCACUUGUCGUCUAACAG
Messenger RNA from Dentiscutata heterogama, 258 nucleotides. Lineage: Eukaryota; Fungi; Glomeromycota; Glomeromycetes; Diversisporales; Gigasporaceae. The record is from the annotation of a GenBank genome assembly.